AUGGCACUCGAGGGCCCCCUUCGGUCGUCUAUCGGAAGCCAAAUAUCUAGCUAUUCCCAUCACAACGACAUUUCGAUCUCAUCUCCCGACAACGGAUCGUUCCAGUCUCAUUUUGCCAGCAUGUCAUCGAACGCUUCAGACCGCUCCAACCCCAACUCCCUCCGACCAUCUUCCAUUCAAAGGGUCCCGUCAACCAAUUUAAACCUCAUGAGUCCAAGUGAUAUUGUUGGUCCUUCGCCUGUAACGUCGACUGGUACGGAAACUACCGAGAUCGACGACGAGGAAGCGGACGAAGUUCAACAAGCUCGUACUAUGCAUACCAACCCAACGCCACAUCCCCAGCUCAUGAUGCUCUCUACCAAUAUUCCCGACGAUGUGCGGCAGAGUAAUAGCGACGAGGCUGUCUCGGUCAUACAUGCGCCAGAAAGCUUCCACAGCUGGGUUUCAGCGGAGCCGACGGUGAAGCCGGAACAGACCAGCGAACGGUCGUCACCCAAAACCGAUACAAUGAGCCUUCCUUCCGUGACCGAGAAUGCAAUCAAGUCUAGGUCACCUGGGCUGCCUACUCCUCCUCCCCUCUCGACCGACAUCAGACCUGUUAGAUACAGCCUAGACAGCGCAACACCCCGCGCCCAAGACCUGCAAGAUAUGCUAAAUGAGUCUUCCCGGCUCAGGUCUAGCAGCACAAGUAGCCUUGAAAAAAUCGACGAAGGUAGAGAGGUAGAGACCGAUGCCGAAAACUACGACGACGAUGACGACGAGCCCUUCACCCCCCCCGCUCUGCUCCGAGAAGAUUCGGAGAUUAGAGCGUUACGAACCGCCCUCCAGGAGUGUUGGACUCUUUGCAACACUCUGGCCAACCUGAGCUCAAUUCAUCGUACAAGAAUGUUCAACAGCUCGGGGACACCUGACGCACACGAAAAGGCAUGGAUGGCAUGCUGGAAGCUGUGCCAGCGUUUGUAUGACAAUAGAGACGAGGACGUUUACGAUCACCACGUGCGAGAGAACCUUGAUCUAUGUCGCGACUUCUGCCAGUCACUCUUCGAUGUCCGGCAAAAGAAGGAUGAAGUCGCCGACUCUGUCUUGCGGGUUAGUUUCGAACUCAACAACCAUCUAUACAGCGCUCAGGAUAUUCAAAAUCUACCAGAGCCCUUCCGCGAGCGAACUUUGGAUUUCUACAUCACUCUUUGUCAUCGGCUGAUGAAGCAGCGAAGCGAGCUGGCCGAUGAAACCGACUCUUUAUUGAAGGCAUGUUGGUCUCUUGCCGAAAUGCUAUUCAGCCUAAGGCAGAACAAGCGCGAUGGCAGAGCGCCCGAUGAGGAGCUCCUGGGCUCGGCUGUUCAGGCCUGCUGGGAACUUUGUGAUUUGUUCAGAGAUGGGUGGACUCAGGUUCGACCAGACCGAAACACCCCACGACCGAGCCAGACCAGCUUUUUUGGUCACCAACAACAGUACGAUCAGCCCUCUCGUGGCGAGAGUAGAGCCUCAAACCGCUCUUCCUAUUCGAAGAGAGAAAGCCACAAGGGUCUGUCGGAAGAACGACCCCGAAAACCUCCACCAGUCCCGGAAACUCCCGUUACAGAGUUCGAAGACACGCCCAUUUCCCCUGAGAGCUCCUCGCCUCGGGCCCCAAACAUUCUCGUUCUAGGCACAACGUCAGACAGCGGACGUGGUCGAUGGUCGAGCUCCGCUUCACAGCUUUCAAGCUAUUCGCAGAGUAGCAACAAGACCUCGAGUACGGCGACGACCACAACGGCUGGAGAAGACAGCAAUAGCGGCCGCAUCAAGGCCUUGAUCAUCAAAGCGGCCAUGAACGUCGGUUUUGCCCGAGACCCGGCCCUCGACAGCAAGGCUGAGAAAGCAGCCCUACAGGCCUUCGUCAAGCACAUGCCCACUGGGUCAUUCGGGUCUCUGCCGGCACACUCGACCCUUCUGCAGCACUACAAGAACCUGGUCCAGGCUGACUCGUCGUUCCGGGGAUCAUCGCUGCUUCCAGCCCGUGGGAAACGCAUCUCGGCGCACGAUAUGGCCAAGAGUGUUCACUAUAUGUGCCAGAGGGCCACCCAGUAUGGCUUCUUGCGCGACCUCUAUAAGCUGGUGUUCGGCUUCCCACCGGAGGAAGGUGAGUCAAGGAAGUCGACCACGAUCGCCAUUUAA
Molecule: messenger RNA, 2157 nt
Organism: Colletotrichum graminicola M1.001
Lineage: Eukaryota; Fungi; Ascomycota; Sordariomycetes; Glomerellales; Glomerellaceae
Exons: 7
Coding region: 1-2157 (718 amino acids)
Source: RefSeq, a predicted model, not a curated record